CGCGACAGGAAGGCGGAGCCCCGGCUUCCGGAACUUUGUCCACCCCUCCCGGCAGUUACAGUGUAGGGGCUGUUGGCGUCUUGGUUUUUUCGCUGGUGAUGGCCGCCUCUGUCGCUAUGGAGACAGAUGAUGCUGGAAAUCGACUUCGGUUUCAAUUGGAGUUGGAAUUUGUGCAGUGUUUAGCUAACCCAAAUUACCUUAAUUUUCUUGCCCAAAGAGGUUACUUCAAAGACAAAGCUUUUGUUAAUUAUCUUAAGUACUUGCUUUACUGGAAAGAACCAGAAUAUGCCAAGUAUCUAAAGUACCCUCAAUGUUUACACAUGUUAGAACUACUCCAAUAUGAACACUUCCGAAAGGAGCUGGUGAAUGCUCAGUGCGCGAAAUUUAUUGAUGAGCAGCAAAUUCUGCACUGGCAGCACUAUUCCCGGAAGCGGAUGCGCCUUCAGCAAGCUCUGGCAGAGCAGCAACAGCAAAAUAACACAUCAGGAAAAUGAAAAGCUGGAUCCAGACCAGACUCCUAAGACUGUAUAUAUUGCUUUUGUACAGUGAAGACAAAGACUCAUCCUACCUACUUUUGUUGUUAGCACCUAGUACCUUUAGUGUGCUCUUUAAUCCAUCUGACUUUUUAUUAAUAGAUUUGUUAAACCAAACUGUUCUUUGAUUUCCCUCUGAAUUUGUAAGUUUUUAUUAGUAUUUAACACAAUCAGCUGGGUAAGAACAGAAACAUUAGAUGCUUUAGACCAAUUUAAGGAGGCAGUAGGGAUGGAGCAAGGGGAGAGCCAUCAAACAUCCCAAACUCAGCCUAGCUCUGUUCCUGAUGUAGUGCUACCUAGGGCGAGUCCAUCUCCUAGAACCAUACUGUUCCUCAGAUCAGAUACCCUACCCUUCCUAUCUACAGAAUGAUGAAUAGAGUCAAUCACCUGUUUACAUCACAGGACAAGAAUGGCAGUUUUUUUUUAAAUUCUGCAGGACAGGACAUGCCUGUAUUAGUACUUGCUUUGCAAGAGAUCAUUUUCAAAUAAUCAUUGGUAUCUCACUGACCUAGAGAUGGCAGGGAGAUUGGUAAUCAACCAAUUGGACUCUUAACCUUAGACUAGAACUAAGAUAAACCUCAAAUGCUUGUGCUCAAUUUGGUAAUACUAACAUUUAUCUGGCAGAUACCACAAACUAGGCAUUGUGUAAAGUGCUUAGCUGCAUUUCAUUUUAUUUUCAGAACAAUCUUUGUUCAAAAGGAGGAGACUGAGGUUUAGAUGGGUUAAGUAAUUUGCCUAUGGUUACAUAGCUAGUAGGGGGCAUUCAGUGUGACUGACUCAGUUUGGAGUCCUUCCUACAGCUAGGUUGUAUAGGCUCUGCCCUGUCUGCCACCCGCCUCAUCCGAAGUGGUGAAGCACAUUCAGACAGCUGUAAAACAGAUCUGCCUGCAUGAAGUGGGGGCUGGAUUAGAUGUGCUGUGUUUUCCUUCAGUGAUUAAGUCUAAAUUCUAAAGCCAAAGAAGAUAUUUUAAGAAUAACAGUUCUCUGUAAAUGCAUGGAAUUUAAGGUAAAAGACCCUAACUCAUUUAGAGAUUUGAAAGCUGUCUACUCACUAUUAGCGGCUUUCAUAUAUUUCUAUUACCUGCAAUAAUACAUUCUUUUGUGCUAUUACUACCACUCCUGAAGAUUUAUUUUACUUUGGAUCUUAAAGAUACCCAUGCAUUACAAACAAACUGAGGGUUUGUGAGCAUUUUAUACCACUCUGUUGUUUGGUGCACCAGUUUUUAUGUCAUCAUUAUUUAUUUAUGGCUAACAUGAAUUCAAAGCAAACAUGCAAAUCAGGACAUCAGAAGACACAACUGUCAUCAUCAAAUGUUAGUCUUCAGAGAACAACAUCUCCACGAGGUUGGCCUGAAGACAUUCUGAUUCUACCAGCUUUUGAGGCUGCAAAAGAAUAACAGUCAAAUUGUAACCCACAGUUACAAAAUUGCUAGGAAAGGAUCGAGUUGUUCAGUCUUGAAUGACAUAAAUCUUGGAACAGAGAAAGUGUGCCGUUCAGAAACUAUCGACUGGUGGUAACAAGUUUUAUAAAAUAGUUAAGAUACUUGCUUUAAGAUGAAUCAUUAAAAUAAUUGGGUCUAAACUUGACUAAAACCAGAGACAGGUAGCUCAGUGCCAUCCCCUCCCACCGCAGCUUUUAUUCAGAAUCCCAGGGCCAUGGCCAGAGGUGCCGUUUUCAACUAAUUAUGGAUUGAAUGGAAAACCACUGUUGAUGCCAAUAUUUAAAAAGUCAUAUGUAGACCAGCUUUCUUGAGCACUGUUUAUAGAAUUGUAAAAUAACAGCUUUUGAAAAGCAUGAAAAAGCCCUGACAGGUGUGGCUCAGUUGGUUGGGUGUCAUCUUGCAAGGUGAAAGGCAGCCCAUUCAGUUCCCCAUCCCAGGCGUAUGCCUAAAUUGUGGGUUCAGUUCCCCAGUCACAAUGCCUCCCUCCCUUCCCGUAUCUCUGAAUAAAUAAGUAAAUAAAUAAAAAUAAUAAAAGCAUGAAAAGUAUGUAACAUUUAGAUAUUUACGUUAUUAAUAGUUUACUGGGACUGGCCACAGGGAAUGGACUGAACAAUGUGGUGUUUGGGAUGAAAUGUCCAGACCUUUCCUCAUGGGAAACCAGAACAGGUUAAAAGAGUUGACAGGGUGAAUUGUAGCCCCAACACAGUUGAAGAAAGAUACUCACUGUUCCAUAUUUAAGUAGUGUAGGCACUGCAGUUACUUUCAGUUUUUUUCUGAAGUCAUUAUUUGGAUCUUUCCAACUUUUUG
Messenger RNA from Phyllostomus discolor (pale spear-nosed bat), 2782 nucleotides. RefSeq names its product mediator complex subunit 31 (gene MED31). Gene Ontology annotation, biological process: regulation of transcription by RNA polymerase II. The record is from RefSeq and is a predicted model, not a curated record. Gene Ontology annotation, molecular function: transcription coregulator activity. NCBI's taxonomy places the organism in Eukaryota, Metazoa, Chordata, Mammalia, Chiroptera, Phyllostomidae. Bases 99 to 494 code for a protein of 131 amino acids. The transcript is spliced from 4 exons. Gene Ontology annotation, cellular component: core mediator complex; mediator complex.